This is a messenger RNA of Scomber scombrus (Atlantic mackerel), 3326 nucleotides long. Its product is annotated as WW domain-containing adapter protein with coiled-coil-like. NCBI's taxonomy places the organism in Eukaryota, Metazoa, Chordata, Actinopteri, Scombriformes, Scombridae. Bases 303 to 1889 code for a protein of 528 amino acids. Gene Ontology annotation, biological process: positive regulation of TORC1 signaling; regulation of autophagy. The transcript has 13 exons. Gene Ontology annotation, molecular function: chromatin binding; RNA polymerase II complex binding. The record is from RefSeq and is a predicted model, not a curated record. Gene Ontology annotation, cellular component: nucleus.
CUCUCAAUCCGUCUUCUCUCCGCUUCCUCCUGCCUGAACUGCCUUCUGCUGAGCUACAUCGGCCCGAGCCAAGCAUACGUCGUGACUACAUGCCAGAUGAUGCACUGAAGGUGGUUUUGAUGACAGACCAGCCGCUAUGCAGUGCUGGUGGUUGUUGCGCGGCGUGUAGGUGUUUGCUGGGAAAGAAAGAGUGAAUCCAGGAAGGCCGGAGAGAAGUGAGAAGUGAGAGAGAGAUAGAGCAUACAGACCGACAGGAGGCCACGGUUCCCCCUCACACACACACACACAUCACCGCGGCCUUGAUGGUGAUGUAUGCAAGGAAACCAACAAGAGUCAGCGAUGGGUGCACCGACAGAAGGGAUUCACAAUCCUAUCAGACCCAUAAAUCUCAGCCAAAGAGCCAGUCCAGCAGCCUUCACCGUUACGACAAGGUGCGUGAUGGCUCGUCAGAUCCCACGCCCCCUUACAAGAUUCUGCGACGCUCAGACGAAAGUCCUGUCAGCAGACAUGGAGACGGCACAGGACAUGGCAAGGCAAAAACCUCCCACACAGUUAGAGGAAAAAAUGGGACCAGCGGUUCUCCUCAGGAGAACUCUCACAACAACAGCUCCCACCAUGGCUCCGACUCGCAUGCGUCUCAGAGCAAGCCUACAGACAGGCACCAGGACCCAGCAGAUGACUGGACCGAACACAUCAGCUCCUCUGGGAAAAAGUACUACUACAACUGUAGAACUGAGGUCUCCCAGUGGGAGAAGCCCAAGGACCUGUUGGAAAGAGAACAACGACAGAAAGACUCAGUCAAGAUGCCGGCGAACAGUUUCCCCAGGGACAUGGACUACAGACAAGAGGCCUUGCAGGACAAAGCCACAAAGACCACUUCAGGGGACCAGUCCACAGCAUCCAACUCCGGCCAUUCCUCCUCUUCCUCUCAGAGCCUGAACUCCGCACCUGGAGCGUUAGGCUCCACCCCCUCCACCAUGCCCUCCUCCUCCUCCGCUUCCUCCUCCUCUACGGGGCAGUUGCCUCAAUCUGUCCAGUCCCAGUCGCCUGCCCUGCUCCAGGACCCGGCCCUCCUGCAUCAGCUCCUGCCAGCGCUGCAGGCAACUCUGCAGAUGAACAACGGCAGCAUGGACAUGGCUAAGCUCAACGAGGUCUUGGCAGCUGCUGUCACCCAAGCUUCCUUGCGGUCUGUGCUUCAUAAGCUCCUCACUGCUGGACCUGCUUUCAACAUCACUGCUUUGCUCUCAGCUGCUCAGCACUCCAACCAAGCCCAGCACUCCAGUCAGUCCCCUGUGUCUCUGACAUCAGACGCAUCAUCACCGAGACCGUACGUCUCACCACGGAACGGCACGCCACAGAGCAACCAGAAAUCCCUUCUGGGCGUGCACCCCAGCAGCAUCGCGUCCUCACAAACCAGGGGCAGUAUGUCUUCAAGUAAGCAAGGCUCAGCCGCCCUGGCUCAGACCGCAGAGAAGCGUCCAGAAGACCCCAGGACUCUCCAGCAGAGAAGCCAGGAGAUGCUGUGCACGGGAUCGAUAUCUGGUGCGGCGUUGCCCCACGUCCCCUCCGGCAGCACCAGUCAAACCCAGGCUGACGCCCCCAGCUCCUUCACUCCCACCCUGGCUGCUCAUUUUGAUGAGAGUCUCAUCAGACAUAUCCAAGGAUGGCCUUCAGAGAACACUGAGAAACAGGCGGCUCGGUUGCGCGAGGACAUUCACAACAUGGGCAGCCUGUACAUGUCAGAGAUCUGCACAGAGAUGAAAAACCUUCGCUCUCUGGUCAGAGUGAGUGAAAUUCAGGCUACACUGAGGGAACAGAGAAUCCUGUUUCUGAGGCAGCAGAGCAAAGAGCUGGACAAGCUGAAGAACCAGAACUCCUACAUGGUGUGAGGACCUGACCAGAGAAGGAAGGACAAGGAUGGAUGGAUGGAUGGAUGGAUGAAAAUGUUGGAGAGAAAAAAGAAGAGGAACAGACACGGACAGUGAGCUGCUGCAGCCUGUUUAUUCUCCCUGUUAGAGCGACUGAGAAAAGCUGUUAGAAGACGGUGACUGACAACAUAAAGCUCCAUCAUCCUCCAACAUGUCUUCUUUUACUUCUCGCUUCUUUUUUUUUUUUUCUUUUUAAUAGUUUUUCCAGUGUCCCACCACAUGAAUUGCUCUUGUUGAAAGUCGAAACUUGAUGGUUCACCGAGUCGGACACUUUAACCAGUGGACACAGAGGACCUGAGGAUCUUUUCAAACAGCACCUUUUCGGACUGUGAACCUUGGAUUGUGUGUUAUUGUAUCGGGUUAACUUGUUUUUCUGGUGUGUUUUUUGAUGUGUAGUGGUCAGGAAAAGAUUACAAUUCAUUCUUGGAAAAAAAUAAACUAAAACAAACAUCUUAUAAUUGAACUUCUGAAAUGGACUUUGUCACUUAGUCAUGCAUUGAGAUUUAUGGAUUCAAUGGCAGUGAUGUUACUAAUGUUAUUUUUUAUUCACUAUACUCGUCAGUGGUUUCGCCAUCCUGGUGUGUCUUGGAGCUGAUUUGGUUUUUACAUGUCAUGACAUGAGAUUUAAGCGGCCGGACCUUUCUAAAGAAAAAAAAAAAAAAAGCUUAAAUGUGCUUCAGUUGUUUAUCCCAAUCGACGGGAAUCUGCUUUAUGGUUCCAGUAGCGGAAAAUUCACUGGAAAGUUAUGGCUAAGUUAUGUCAAACACACUCCAGAUGUUUCAAAGCCAUUGUGCAAAAGCCUACAUUAUUGGACCUAGGUUGGCUGCUAGUACAUAAGAGGUUGUAUUAAUUUGUAGUCCCGCUGGCCGUUUUCUAUCCCUUAUGUGAUUUCUUUUUUUUUUCUUCUUUUUUUAAUUUGUAUAAUUUUUUUCUCCUCCAAGUCCAAUUGGAGAAAUUCUUCAUUCCUGUGUGCAGCGUAGCAAGAGCUUGUGUAAAAGAAUAGAAAAGUGACUGAAUUUACAGUGAUGUAAAUUAAAGUUGCACUUGAUUGAUUACGUCCUUGUAGUCUCAUAACAGAAUAGAUCAAUGGAACAGAUGUUUUGUUUUUGUUUUUUUUAAAUGUUAUUUUAUUUUUUCAAAAAGGAAACUCGCAUUUUGUUUCAUUUUCGUCUUUUGUCCAUCCGUCAUGGCCGCAGCCCUUUCAUCGACUGACUCUUGCCAGAUUUUGGCGGCUUCUUUUAAAGGGUUCAUUCAGGACGGUCGGUAUACUAUUUUAUAUAAACAACAGAGAUCACAUUAAACUACAGUCAUACACUUCUACACCCACAAAGCGACUUCCUUUUGUCUCUCGGCUGUUUCUUUUCCUUGUCCUUUUGAAUAAUUUCCACCGGAUCUGAU